Messenger RNA from Perca flavescens (yellow perch), 1894 nucleotides. RefSeq names its product sterile alpha motif domain containing 7 (gene samd7). The transcript has 9 exons. The record is from RefSeq and is a predicted model, not a curated record. Gene Ontology annotation, cellular component: nucleus. NCBI's taxonomy places the organism in Eukaryota, Metazoa, Chordata, Actinopteri, Perciformes, Percidae. The coding region runs from base 323 to 1894 and encodes 523 amino acids. Gene Ontology annotation, molecular function: histone binding; chromatin binding. Gene Ontology annotation, biological process: negative regulation of DNA-templated transcription.
CAAAAAAAUUACUCCAUCAGGCGGGACUGAAGUUUUCACUGUUACACCCGGCCACUCUCCGCUUCACGUUCAACGGCGCCAGACAGGAGUUCAAGUCGCCACAGGAUGCAUGCUCUUUCAUCCUGCCUGCCCUAAAGGACACCACUGAGGAGAAGGGGGCGGCUGGUGAUAAUGACUAAUGAGACUAAAAUUGGCCACUUCUCCUUCUUGGCAGGAGGCCACAUAUUCGUCGGAUGGGAUCUGUGUAUUAUGGUGUUUCUCUUGUGCUGAAUUCACUGCUCCUGCCUAAAUAACGUUCAGGAGGUCAAAGGUCGUGUGUGUCAUGACCCCACGGGAGCAGCUGAGGAAGAUGACAGCUCUGGGAGAGCAGGGGGCUAUGGAUGAGAAGCACUGGUACCGUCUGGUCAAUGGCAUGUCAGCUGGAGAGCUGAGGCAGAGGCAAGAGAUGAUAAUGAGGAACCAGAUGGCCAUGGCUCCACAGAUCCUCUCCCAGGGGCAGCAGAGGUUACAGGGGGUCCCAACGCAAUUCGAACCUCGCUUCAUGGAGAGAGAGCUGGUUCCCCCCUCCGAGAUGGUAGCUUCCGAGGCCAGACAGAUGCACAUGGGACCUCAUCUGGGUCCACCUCUACCUCCCCAUGCCAAUGUCCUGCCUGGGAGAGCUUUUCCUGGAGCAGCUGGCUACGGCUUCUUGCCUUCGGAGCCCAUGGAAACAGUUGCCCGGCGACAGGAGUUCAUUCACAAGCAAAAUAUAGCCAGAAUGGAGAUGAAUGCCAUCCUGCACCAGAAGGAGAUGGAGAAUGCCCAACAGAAGGGACUUAUGGGAAUUGAUAAUCACAUGUCGUACCCUUCCAACCCCAUGGCAUUUAGAGGUCGUCAACGUAUGCCAGACGGCCAAGAUGUCUUCGUCCACCGUCCCACCUUGGAUGAACUGCACUCCAACAGCAUCCUCAUGUCAGCCAGCCCUUACCCACCAAUCAGCACGCUGCACAGAGAGAGGGGACGCAGGGCUGGUAGGAGACCAACCGCUCACAAAUGCGCAGAGAGUCAUGUGUCCAACCUGAAGGGCCAUUGUGAAGAUAAAAGUGUAGAGCAGAGCCCAGGAGCCACAUCAGGGGAAGAGAAAGAGGUGGAGGCUAAGGGGGACAUGGGAGAGGAGUGUCCCACUAGCAAGACGCACCAUCAAGCAAAAAUAGACUCUGACCUUGCCACAGGAAGCCGGAAGAAUUACAAAGAUGGGGACCCAGGCCUGCGUAAAGCCUGUGUGAACAGUCAAGAUGGGUCAGAUGUAGCCAACAGCAGUGCAAAUGAUAAAGACAUAUCCAGUCAAUGUUCAGCUUUUCAGGAGAAAUUCAUGUAUCCCUCCGCUGGUGGAGCGCUCACAGGCAUGCCUUACAUGUUCCCAGUCCCUGGAAAUGGUUUCCUUCCACCUGGUCCACCCAAUCUCUUUCUUAAUGGUGAUGAGGUGCCCGAAGACAUAAGGAAGUGGGCAGUGAAUGAUGUUUACAACUUUAUCAACAGUAUACCCACAUGUUCAGAAUAUGCUCAGACGUUCAAGGAUCACAUGAUUGACGGGGAGACGCUGCCUCUCCUGUCAGAGGAGCAUCUACUGGACACACUGGGGCUCAAACUGGGACCAGCUCUUAAGAUCCGCUCACAGGUGUCCAGGCGUCUGGGCAACAUGUUGUACAUGAGGAAUCUGCCGCUCUCCACCUCCACCCUGCAGGCUACUCCAGAGAAGCCCGCUGACCGCUCAUCAGAGAUCGGCUCCCCUGUUAACUGCAACAGCGAGGAGAUGAUGGCGAGUCCAAGAGACCCUGAUGUCCUCAAAUCUACAGAGCACCUGCACGAGACAGAAAACAAUUCCCCUCCAUCUGCCAGCAGUGAGACAGCCUGA